UCCUGCUCCUAUAUAUCCUUCGUCCCGCCACCCUCAUCUUCGUGCAUUCACAUCACCGUCUUCCUCACCUCCUGUAGUGGGGAUUCGGGCAAAACCAAACCCUAGCCAUAAUGGCCCCUAAAGCCCAUGGCUUCCUUGUCUUCCUCCCAUACCUUCUCUUGAUCUCCUCCUCGGCCGUUGCCGCCCUCGACAUCGUCGGGAUCCUCCAACCCUUCGACGAGUUCUCCACCUUCACCAAGUACCUAACCCAGACGAAGGUGGCCGACGAGAUCAACCGCCGCCAGACCAUCACCGUCCUCGCCGUCGACAACUCAGCCAUCUCCGCCCUCUCAUCUCUCUCCGCCGAUACCCUCAAGAACGUCAUCUCCGUCCAUGUCAUCCUCGACUACUACGACCCCUACAAGCUCGACAAGGUCCCCAAGAAGACCGCCCUCCUCACCACCCUCUUCCAGGCCUCCGGCCUCGCCACCAACAACAUGGGGUUCUUGAACUACACCGAGCUGCCUGGCGAGCAGAUGAUGUUCGGCUCGGCCGCCCCCGGCGCCCCGCUCAACUCCAACCUCCAGAAGGUGGUCGCGGCGCGGCCAUACAACGUCUCGGUGCUCCAAGUCAGCACCGCCAUCAUGCCACCCGGCAUCGCGAGCGCGCCCGCUCAGGCGCCGGCAACGGCACCAGGGAAGAAGACAAGUCCUUCGGCUCCAGCAGCAGCUCCAAAGUCGAGCCCUGCGGCUCCAGAGUCCAGCCCUGCGUCUCCCAUCGAGGCUCCGGCGGGAAGCGCAGCGGCGCCGGCGGCACACAGCAAGAACGCAGACGCAGCGUCGCCUGCGGAAUCAGCGGAGGCACCGGUGGGCUCCGACUCUGCUAGAGCAGUUGUGAGCGCGACCAUUGGGAUUGCAAUGGGCGCUGUUGCCUGGGCUACUCUUUGA
This is a messenger RNA of Musa acuminata AAA Group (dessert banana), 926 nucleotides long. Its product is annotated as fasciclin-like arabinogalactan protein 14. The record is from RefSeq and is a predicted model, not a curated record. The transcript has a single exon. NCBI's taxonomy places the organism in Eukaryota, Viridiplantae, Streptophyta, Magnoliopsida, Zingiberales, Musaceae. The coding region runs from base 111 to 926 and encodes 271 amino acids. Gene Ontology annotation, cellular component: plasma membrane.